AAGCUGCUGGUUCAAACAAGGGGGCGGGGGGGAGGCAACGGUGGAUUAAAUUCCAUCAGAGCAGCAUCAAAACAGCGGUGGCCAGCUGUGUUUCUGGACGGUCACAUCUGUUGUUGUCGUCGCUGUCCAUGGUGCUGAACUCGUGCUCCAGGAAUGGUGGAGACGCUGAGUAUCGCAGUCAUCGGCGCUCCCGGAGUGGGGAAAACUUCUAUAAUCCGCCAGUUCAUCUAUAACGAUUUCUCGGAGGUGUACACACCGACCAGGACCAGAUAUGUGUACAGACCCUCCGUCAUCCUCAACGGGAACAUGUAUGACCUGAAGAUUUUGGACGUCCCGCCAAUCUCCUCCUUUCCAUCCAGCUCCAGUCAGGAGUGGCUGGAUUUGCGCUGCAGAGGUGUGCGCAAUGCCAACGCCUACAUCCUGGUGUACGACAUCUGCUGCGUGGAGAGCUUUGAAUACGUCAAGAUGAUCAGACAGCAGAUAGUGGAGCACAGGUAUGGCAGCAGUAGUGAGGUGCCGAUCCUAGUGGUGGGCAACAAGAGAGAUCUGCAGCGGCAGCGCUUCAUGCCUCGCAGGGCGGUGUCAGUCCUGGUGAAGAAGACCUGGAAGUGCGGUUACGUGGAGUGCUCUGCCAAGUUUAACUGGCACAUAAUCCUGCUCUUCAAAGAGCUGCUGGGCAUCGCCGUGGCACGGGGUAUGCGCCAGAACCACACCUCCAUCCGUCUGCAGGGGGCGCUACAGAGGAACCGCUGCACCAUCAUGUGACCCAGAGAGCUCCCGCCACCCUCUCCCCUCAGGAGUGGAGCGGCAUCGGAGAAAAAAGAACUUUUGAUCUAAAUGGCUGGAAAAAUACCCUGUGGCCUGCUGCUUUACUGAGCUGAUAGGUUUAUUAGUCUUGCGCUGUAAAAGACACUCAAAUUUCACACGUGAUCAUCCGACCACUUCCUAGUCAGAUCCUGCCAAAUGUGUUAAUGCAAGGAAGGAGGUAGGAGAGAGAGCAAGGGAAAACCAAUACGACUAGCAUAGCACAGUUAUUUUUUCUCUCAUCAACUAGACAGUUACUCAUUUGAGGCUUUGCUUCUCAAAAUACCCAAACGCAGGUCUCUUUGAGGGUUGUCUUGUGGCUGUAGCUGGGCCUGACAGGGUGGAAGCUGUGUUAUUGAGACUCAAAACGGAGAGGCAGCAAUAUCAUUGAGUCUUCCUUUUGAAUUUGUCAUAUUCAGUAAGGUCAAGAGCAGACGCUCAUAUCUGACAUAUUUGGAUUUGUUUGAGGGUUAAUUAACAAGAUAGUAUAAUACAGAGCAAAAGAAUAGUUAAUGCUUUACUUCUGGGGGGAUUAUCUUAAAAUAGAUAUGAUUAGAUUGUGUUUUAUUUUAGAUUCUGAGAAGUAGCCUGCAUUUUUUUCCCCAUUUCAACCUUGGCUUACAGUGAGAGAUGUUUGUUCAGGCAAAGGAGGUUUUAAGGUUGUCUAGCAGCAGAAAAUGCUGCAGUCCGUAUCGUGAUGUACUGUGUGGCUUUCAUCUGCUCCCUCCUCUCAUUCAGUGUCUGUUUCUGAUGAAUACGUUAAAUCCAGGAAACAGGGGACCUGCAGGAGGCUGCAGAGCCUGAAACAAACCCCUGUAUGGUUGUUGUCAUGUGGAUGUUUAUAUGUGUGUGUUUGUGUGUGUGAGAGAGAAAGAGUAAGAAAGCAAGACAGGGAGGCAGGUUUGAAAGCUGACAUUCAGGCAAGCAAAGGACAGACAGCAAGAUAAGAGACGUAGAUGUAGAAGCGUUGGAUUAGGAAGGAGCAAUAAAAUCUCACAGAGAUGACAGUAUGACUAUAUGUACCACCAUAUUAUAUAAAAAAUGCCUCACAUAUAAGUAGACCAUCUACUUGUGCUCAGAUAUCCUGCAGAAAUAAAGAAGCAGAGCUUAAAGCUGUGGUAGGCACUUUAUUUUUGCCGUUGUUGGGCAAGAAUUCCAUAAUAAUCUUUCAGCAUAUUGUAAUUUGAGUGGCAUGAGAGAAAACUAGACUUCUGCACAUUCUCUUGGCUCUGUUUCCAGGCUUCAGAAUAUCUAGCCGUCACGGGUGACUUUGGUCAAUCAAAGGUCAUUGAAGAGAGAUAGAGCAUUCCCAUUGGCUGCUCAGCGCAUGCAUUGCCCUUGCGACAAAAAGGGAGAGGGAGAGCUGCUGGAAGAUAUUUCAUUCUACUUCUAAUUCUGCCAUUUUUUUUGCAUUCUACCCACUGCAGUUUUGAAGGGGCUGUCCUCGAUAUUGAGAAUUAUAGCAGCAUGUAAAGAUAUAGUGGAGUAAUGUGUCCUGAGCAGAGAAUGAAGUCACACUACCUCUGUGUGUGUUGUAAUCUGAGCUUCAAAAAACCAUAGGUGUUUCACGUAUUGAGAAAUGGUCUGUGAGAGCUGUGUGGAAGCAAUCCCAGCCCGCUGUUUUUUUCAGUAUUUUGAGUACAGCCCCUUUGAUGACUUCCACAAAAACACCCCAUGAGUGCAUCACAGGGAACCUUAAUAAAGCUUUCAUAUCAGUAUCUGAAUAGUAUCUAACUGGUAAUGUUGUGAGAUUAAUAGUUACUUUUUUAUUUAAUUAGGCCUAGUUACAAUAGGUAGUUUGUGAAAAUGGCUGCACUGAAAGUAAGCAGACCUAUUGUAUAUAAGAGUGAUUCAUGGAGUAAUUGAUUUGCAUGCUUUUGUUGGUAGAGCCAACAGGUCAGGGUUUAAUUGCACUGAUGUGAAAAUUUGAUAUUGUGUUUAAUUUUUGUAAUAAAGUACAUGGUUUUCUGACACUGUAAUGAGCAGCUGAGUGGAGUGAAUGUGGUCGUUUUUCACUAGAAUGUGAGAGCACAAGCUCAUGAUCGCUCCAAGAUGUGGUGUUGGACCCUUCAAUCAGGCAGAUGGCUGUGUUUGUUUUUUUCUUGUACAAAAAAAGAAAUAUGUAGCAGCAACUGUGUGUAGCAUGAGUUCUCAUCAGUUUGUCUGUGUGCGUUU
Molecule: messenger RNA, 2979 nt
Organism: Perca flavescens (yellow perch)
Lineage: Eukaryota; Metazoa; Chordata; Actinopteri; Perciformes; Percidae
Gene: rasl10a
Product: RAS-like, family 10, member A
Exons: 3
Coding region: 154-765 (203 amino acids)
Molecular function (GO): GTP binding; GTPase activity
Source: RefSeq, a predicted model, not a curated record